CUUCUUUUUCUCUUUUCCCCUCCCGCUCGCCAUCGUUCUCCCCCUUCUCCAAGAAACCCCAAAGCCUCGUUCUAGGGUUUCCAUUCUCCAUCUCCGCCCCCAAAUCGAUCUCCGAUCUCAACUUCAAUCCGGUUAUCGAUCCCCAAUCCAUCGUUCCCGCUCUCUGCAUUCUCGAUCUUGGAAUUGAAUUCGAUUUUGGCGCUCUGAUACGGCCGUUCUUGUUUCGAUGUUCUUCGGUGACUUCGAUUUCACUCAUUUGUUGGUUGUUGUUUUGUAGAUUGUGAAAAUUGGCGCCGCAAAGGAGGUCGCAGCGCCACGCCGGCGGUGGUCAGAUGCAGCAGAGUAACGCCUCGGCGGCUGCGGCUGCGCUGCGCUAUGACCACCAGGCCGGCGGGGAUGCCGGGGAUGUCGUUAUGGCUAGGUGGUUGCAGUCUGCCGGACUGCAGCACCUCGCGUCGCCCCUUGCAUCCACUGACCAGCGAAUGCUUCCCAAUCUCCUCAUGCAGGGUUACGGACCACAGACAAUUGAGGAGAAACAGAAGCUUUAUAAGCUUUUGAGGAAUCUUAACUUUAAUGGGGAGUCAGGUUCUGAACCAUACACACCAACUUCACAGAGCUUUGGUGGUGGUGGUCCAAUGGAUGGAUUUUUUUCACCUGAGCUUAGAGGGGAGUUUGGAGCUGGGCUUUUAGAUCUUCAUGCAAUGGAUGACACUGAGCUUCUAUCUGAGCAUGUUGGCUCUGAGCCAUUUGAACCAUCUCCAUUCAUGCCUCCUAGGGAGUUUGAUGAUGACUUUGAUCCAGUGCCUGUUAGGCCACAACGAGGGCAAUUAGACAACAACAUCAGGCCAUCAACUAAUGAAAAAGAGAUUGUUGCCAAGGAGAGCAAUGUUGCGAAGAUUAAAGUUGUGGUUCGCAAGAGACCAUUGAACAAGAAGGAGGUAGCUCGAAAAGAGGAUGACAUAGUAAAAGUGCAUGAUAGCUCAUACCUUACAGUUCAUGAGCCUAAGUUAAAGGUGGACUUGACAGCAUAUGUAGAGAAGCAUGAAUUCUGUUUUGAUGCUGUCUUAGAUGAGAAUGUAAAUAACGAUGAGGUCUAUCGUGCUACUGUCCAGCCAAUCAUACCUAUCAUUUUCCAGAGGACAAAAGCCACAUGCUUUGCAUAUGGUCAAACUGGCAGCGGGAAGACAUUCACAAUGCAACCCCUACCCCUGAGAGCUGCUGAAGAUAUUGUUCGUUUGCUGCGCCAGCCGAUCUAUCAGGGCCAAAAGUUUCGGUUGUGGCUUAGCUAUUUUGAGAUAUAUGGUGGGAAGCUUUUUGAUCUUUUGGGUGACAGGAGGAAACUAUGCAUGAGGGAAGAUGGGAGGCAACAAGUAUGCAUUGUAGGGUUGCAGGAAUUUGAGGUCUCAGAUGUGCAGAUUGUUAAAGAGUUUAUUGAAAAAGGAAAUGCAGCUAGAAGCACAGGAUCCACAGGAGCAAAUGAAGAGUCAUCAAGAUCUCAUGCUAUUUUACAACUUUCCAUUAAGAAGCACAAGGAAGUCAAUGAAACCAAAAGGCACAAUGAUGGCAAUGAACCUAAGGGUGGGAAGGUUAUUGGGAAGAUUUCGUUUAUUGAUCUUGCCGGAAGUGAGCGUGGCGCUGACACUACUGACAAUGACCGUCAGACAAGGAUAGAAGGAGCUGAGAUAAACAAAAGUCUUUUAGCAUUAAAGGAGUGUAUCCGUGCACUCGACAAUGAUCAGAUUCACAUUCCAUUUCGUGGGAGCAAAUUGACUGAGGUGCUUCGUGACUCAUUUGUUGGUAAUUCGAGGACUGUCAUGAUUUCCUGUAUUUCUCCAAAUGCAGGUUCUUGCGAGCACACAUUAAAUACAUUAAGAUAUGCUGAUAGGGUUAAAAGCCUUUCUAAGAGUGGCAACUCUAGAAAAGACCAGACUGUCAUACCAUCUAGCAAGGAAUCAUCGACAGCGGCAUCAUCAUUUCCUAUUUCAACUGAAUUAGAGGAUCUAUAUGAGCAGAACCAAGAGGUUAAAAUGAUAGAGACCUUGAGGACGUAUGCUGAAAGUUCUUCAUAUACUUCUUCAUUUGAAGUUGACAGACAUUCUACCAGUGUCAUGCCAAAUUCCAUAUCUAAUGGAAGGGAAGAAAGUGGGGCAAUGCCUAGUUCACUUGAUAGAGACAGGGCUGACAUGAGAAGCAGCUAUAAUAGCACUUCAAGCCAUAAGUUAUACUCUUCGAGCCAGGUCUCUUUCAAUACACAAGAUGAAGAAAAAGUACCAAAAGUCUCUCCCCCUCGGAGAAAGAUCUCUAGAGAUGAGAAGCUUGAAAGGGCGAACUGGCCUAAGAAAACUAGUGGACAUGUAUUACUGACCACAAGCAAUAAGCAGCAACAGCAGCAGCAGCAGCAGCAGCAGCAGAUUCAGGACUCUAGACCGAAUAAUGCUGUGCUAAGACAGUUUGAGCAAGUACCUCCUCAGGAUGGGGAAAUCGACGCAAUACUUGAGGAAGAAGAGGCUUUAAUUGCUGCCCACAGAAAAGAAAUUGAAAACACAAUGGACAUAGUCCGAGAAGAAAUGAAUCUGUUGGCAGAAGUUGACCAGCCUGGUAGCUUGAUCGACAACUAUGUGACCCAAUUGAACUUUGUGCUCUCACGGAAGGCUGCAGGUCUUGUGAGCCUGCAGGCACGCCUAGCAAGAUUCCAACAUCGGCUAAAAGAGCAAGAGAUUCUGAGCCGAAAAAAAGCUCCCCGAUAAGUUGGUAUGUCUGUUAUAUAUAAAUGCAUUCUGUGCCCUUUGUAAUCAUUUCAUUCUUCUGUAUCAUUGUGGUUAUAAUAUAAACAUCAGCGUGAGGUCGUACCGAUUCCAGAGUGCGCAUCUCCAUUGAUAACAAGCCUUAUUUCCUAGCUGAUGCAAGGGUCCCAUUAAUUCCCAUGUUUGUUGUCGUGUGUUGUAAAUAUGGUUGCAAUCACUGCAGUCAUCAUUGAUGAGAUUGGGGCUUUUGUCAUUUGCCAUUCCAGGGUUUUUAGUUUUAGAUAUUGGCUCUACCGCCGCUGUUUUAUAUGUUGUGUAAUAGAAUAGCUCAGUUGCUGCUUGUUAUGGGCUUGUUUUUUAAGCAAGAUUUGGAAAAUGGAGGUCUGAUUCAUUAGAGUGAUUUUUUAUGUUAUAUAUUUUCUUGAUCGUGAAAUGAAAACACAUUGUUUUAUA
Molecule: messenger RNA, 3197 nt
Organism: Dioscorea cayenensis subsp. rotundata (Guinea yam)
Lineage: Eukaryota; Viridiplantae; Streptophyta; Magnoliopsida; Dioscoreales; Dioscoreaceae
Product: kinesin-like protein KIN-13A
Biological process (GO): microtubule-based movement
Molecular function (GO): microtubule binding; microtubule motor activity; ATP binding
Source: RefSeq, a predicted model, not a curated record